Symsagittifera roscoffensis is the source of this 6378-nucleotide messenger RNA. RefSeq names its product proteasome activator complex subunit 4-like. Gene Ontology annotation, cellular component: nucleus; cytosol. Gene Ontology annotation, biological process: proteasomal ubiquitin-independent protein catabolic process. Gene Ontology annotation, molecular function: peptidase activator activity; proteasome binding. Lineage: Eukaryota; Metazoa; Xenacoelomorpha; Acoela; Convolutidae. The transcript is spliced from 21 exons. The record is from RefSeq and is a predicted model, not a curated record. Bases 33 to 6155 code for a protein of 2040 amino acids.
GUGAUAAACUUAUUAAAUAGAGUUAUUGAAACAUGUCAGAUAGGGACGACUCGUCUAAUUCUUCUGGUUCUGAUGAAGAGGAUGCACUUCUGCAAUCAGAGGAAGAGCUUUCCGAAAGUGGGUCGCCUUCUAUUGACAAUAUAACACUUGUGAAACCUGGACGUUCAAGUUACAUGCAGAAAAAGUGCAAGUACAUCGCAAAAUAUCCAGACCCAAAUGAAAGCUUACGAUUGAUUGAAGCUGAACUGAGAGGGAUCAAACUGAACAUCUCGCUAGCAGUCGCAAAGCUGGACGUCAGGCCUGGUUUCGUGUUUUGGCUUGAGAGGCUGUCCUCAUAUUUGAACCUUUAUGGGCUGCAUAUGUGCAAAACUGACCAUGUUUAUUUUGUUGAUAUGCUGUGUAAAAUUGCGACUAAUUUGGAUCUGGAACCUGUGAUUUGCAAUCGCGUUCUAGGAGUUUUAACGGACGGUUUGCUGCGGGGAUUUUACUUGCAGCCGAGUGAUUUAGACAUCGACUGGAGAUCUUGGUAUAAAUUGUACUACAAAUACCAUUUUGGGUAUGACAGCAGUAGGAGCAUUUUGAUCCAUCAAAGAAAUAUGGACUCACAGGUUGCUAAGACAGUAGUGCUAUUGCAAAAGUUUUUCUCAGUGGAAUCAACCCAUGAAAUCAUUGCUGAGGCGAAGCAAUACUUGGUACCAACCAGUUUAGUUCAUUCAGCUGGGGUGAGAAUUUUGUGUUUGUUUCUUCCAACGUAUAUCGAAAUAGGCAAAGAAUCUUUCGGAUACAAAGUGUGGUUUGACGAACUGAUGAACCUGUGGACGGAAAAUAUGAAUCUUGAAACCAUGGAAGAUGUUGACUUGAUAUCUUUAUUUCGUCGUCUCUCCAGGCACAACAUGGGAAGAAUUGAUUGGGAGCCUUUUUUGCCCAAGUUAUACACUCGGGUUUUGAAGUAUUUUGGACUCCCGCUAGCUCUGCCUAGAUCGGUCGGCGUCAGUGCUCUCGGGCGAAAGGGAACGAGCGACAAGUCGGGUCACGUAAUUCAGGCCUUAGCAGAACUCGCCGUGAAUACGAUAGAUCAUAAAAGUUCUGCUCUAGUCCAUUUGAAGCUUUUGUUCUCAAGCUUGCAGAAUUAUUAUCACCCGUCAAACCUAGUGGGUCCAAACACGACUAGGCUGACUUUCUUCAUGGGAAAUCUACUAAAGAGGUUCUUGGAAAGAGUCAUUGCAGAACGUGAGGAGUGUGAUAAAUGGAACAUGAAAAGACAAGCGACUGAAUCGUUUCUAACAGAAGAACAGAUCUCUGAGUUCGUCUCAAUUGUUGAGCCGUCUGUUUUACUCUCGGUAUUUAUCAAGGGUCAGUCAGUGUCGGCAAUGAGCUAUGAGACCAAUCCAUUGUUUUUUGUCCAGACAUUGGCAGUGUUGUCUCCGGAAACAGUUCUGCCCGAUAUCUUUGAAAAGCUAUACACGGCGUUGUCAUCAUUAACGGAGCCACACCAACUUACAGCGUCACUGCUCUCUAUGGCCUACGUGUGUCCUUCAGUACUCACUGAACCAGACAAGUUUCCAGGUGGUAGACUGAAGAUACUGCAGCUCCUGCCAGAACUGCUACCGACGAUAGAUGCAAACGAUCCGAGUAAGCUGGCAACUGCCACUGCUCUCUUGUCGGCCAUGUUCUUCCAGAUUCCUUUUGUAAAUUGCGCACAGGCAGGACUACACAACAAAAACUUAACUGAAGAGGAGCUAGAAUUGUGUCACUACACUGCGAACUUCGAAGAUAUUCUGGUGCAACUGGUCAAAAAAUACAUCAUCGUUUUCAACUCGAUGCGAUCCGUGGAGAACUUCAUGGAAGUGUCAACCGGAUCAUACCAAAAUGUAAAUGCUGCCAUCAAAAGCGUCGGAUCUCAUCUGAUCAACUCGUUGACAGCCUGUCUGACUUCAUUAAUAGCGAACUGCUCUAAAGAGAUAGCAAAACUGUUAAUUCAAGAGUUAUUUAACUACAUCUCAACCACGAUUAUCAACGUAAACUCUGGUUUUGGAUUCAUAUCUAAGGUUUUCACAUUACCAGCAGUUGAAGCGCAUCCAGACAUAGCUGGGCCUAUGUAUGUGCCACAUGUGCUGGGCAAGUUGCGUCAAUUAGCAAACGGACAUAAUUUGGUAUCUGAAACAGAAGUGGACAAGGAAUUCUUGUGGUAUGCGGCAGUUUUUGACAGUUUCGCCAGCUUCAGAGGCCACGAGUUCGAACCCCAGCUGUUCGAGUGUCUGCAGCUACUACUCAAGGCCAAACACGUGGACAUAUACCGACGGGCGUGUACAGUGUUGCAGGGACUGUUAGCAUCUAGACUGAGCCCAUGUGUUUUACCUAGUUAUUGGCUAGGAAGGACGAAAGAGUCGCUGGGAUUUGAUAAAUAUGUACCCAUUAUUGAAAUAGGCCGACCAAUGGACCUGAAGAGUCUCCAUGUAGAGUGGAGGAUGCCAGACUGCACUGGAGUUGCAUUUGUUGAGAGGCUAGUGGAGGAGAUUAUGCAGCCAUGUGUUGACAAGCUCACCCACUUCUCAGAACAAGUCCUCGCUAAUACUCAAAAGCCGAAAAGUUCGACGUCCAAUUUUAAGGAUCAAACAAAAGCAUCACGAAAGCAGUCUUUUAGUCGUGAAGACCUCGUGAAAGAACUCACAAUCGUCCACAGUUUCGUUGAGGGUCUUGCUUGUAGUCUGGCUGGUCUAGAUUCCGAACACAUUCUGACAACGUCACAGAAAUGCGAACUAACUCCACAUUUAUACAAUGAAGAGUACCUCACGAAAAGUUUCAAGCGAUACAACACCUUGAGGAAAGAUUUAGCAAUGAAAAUGCAUGAUUUGUUAAAUGCUAUGUUGAGCAAUGAUAUUCAGGAAAAUGACACAAAAUCUUUAGUUUAUGUGUCCAAAAUUCUGCGUCUUUUGCUGCUAGAGGUCGGAGGAAAAUCGAAGUUGAUGCAAAACUUUUGCCAGACAAAAACAUCCAAAAAUUACUUGCUGGGAAAGAAAAGAUUCAAGGAAAAGAAACUAUUAUACGCUCCUAUGGAAGUAAAUGAGAUCCUGUUGCAUUACAAGCUCACCAAGACGUGGCGUCGUACACCGGGUCUAUUCGGACCAACUUGUGCUCUUCUGGCCAACGACAUCUGGAAACUGGCCACCAGCAGAUACCCAGUAGUUAGAAGCGACGCUCAUAUCUCAUUAUCAACCCUGAUUCACGUGUACAAAUACAGUUCAAGGAUAUUUGUGCCUCUAAUUGAGAAAACGCUCUUAAACCCGAAAUCCUAUCAUCAGUAUAAAGGAGCACUGCAUGCAUUAUGUGCCUCGAAUUCAGGAUCAACAUUGUUGGAAAUUAUGGAUUUUGAAGUGCAACACCAAUUAUGGAUAGCAGUGUUAAACUGUUAUUCCACUGAAGUCAAAAAAGAGUCGCAAAGUGUAUCUAUCAUCGAGGGUGAAUUAGCCGAUGGUGGCGAUAGUCUGCUCGGAAAUGUGAUUGAGUCUGAUUUGAAAACAGCAAAAUUGAAUGCGGAUGGAAAGCAAGACGGCCAAGGCGAUGUAUCUCAGAAAGAUACUCUUAAUGGGAUGAAACAUGCUGAUGAUCCGUCUUCGGAUGACAACGAGGAUCCCAAUGAGUUCAAAAAACGGGAGUCGGUUCUGGAAAUUCUUAAUCGUCUCUAUGAGCGAAUCACGAAUAAUUGCACGACCGUGUCGAUAUUUUACUCGAUGGCCAAAGAGAGCCGAGAUUUGGCUGCUAAAUUUUUAGAGGCAGAAGGAACCGCAGUAGUAGACUUAAAAAGAAGCGACGAGAUACUAGACAAAGAGAACGAGGAGCGAAUGAGCUGCGUGAAGAACAUAGUGAACGAUCUGUGUGCCAUUCUGGAGAAACAGAACGUGCACAAAUCUGUUCACACUACUGCCCUUCGUAUGCUGCAAUAUACAUGUAUGAGACGGGACUGGUCACAAGGUACUCCUCGGAGAGUAGCCAAACUGGUACUGGAAGCGACACUAAGUGAGACUGCAGCCAUUCGUCACUGUGGCUACAUUCUGACCAGACUCCUGUUGGAAAUCAACAAAGUUAGGGCUCUCAAAUCGGCCAAGCCACUCUACCAAUUGUAUAAUGCAACUCAUGGUACCGCCUUGGACCUAACACAAGCCGAAAAGUUAGACGAAAAACAGUUGAAAAAAUGGAUCAGUUACUCUCGCGAUAUAGAACUAGAUGCUACUGACUACAAUAAUCGGCAGUUUGUAGACCGAAAUUUCUACAUGUUCAACUGCAAAGCAGAGGGUGUAGUGCGAGACUUGUACGCGACUCCGAAAAAAUUGAGUUCUCAUUUUUCGACUGAAAUGCAGCAGGAAAAACUGACAGAAGUUCAAACAUUUGUGAUCAGUUGGUUCUCUGAGGCACAUAAUAUUGAAUUAUUUGUGAAACAUCUCAGCGCCGAAGAGAAAAAAGUGGGAGUUAAUUCGGAGCAAAACUCACGAGAACGCGGAAAAUUCUGUCGAUACAAAAUUUGGCAGUUCAUUUUUAGAUUUCUGCAAGAAAAAGCGUUUGACAUUUUCAACGCUCCUGUGCGAAAAGUUGUGACUGAAACGACAGAUAGUUCGCAUAGGUUUUUAGCUGAGUUCUGCUGCGGAGCCAUACAUGCUUCGAAGUUGUGGACUUAUGAGCAGUGUGAGAAGUGUAAAGAGUAUAUUUUACCAAUAGUUGAGGCCAAGAUAUCGGUAGCGACUCAAGAUUCAAUGCCUGUGUGGGAUACCUUCUUCUCGCAUGCUAUCAAGGAUUUUGACCCCAUGAGGAUCCAGUGGCUGUUCGAGUGGCUGUUUCAAAAGUUAUCUACCUCAUUUUUCCCGACAGAAUACAACAGAAAUGGCACUCUGCUGGCGAAUGCUGUGAACAACUUGCUCGUGUGUAUGAACUUCGAGGCCAACAGUCUGAAGGAGAGACACAUGCACUUCAUGAUGGAUUUCAUGGGCAGCAGGUUCACAAAGUACCGAACAGUUGCUUGUCAGAGUGUGUCCAGCUGCAUUGCAUACUACCACAGUCAGAAGUGGUGGUGCAGAUCGGAUGAAGCCAUUAUGGACUUGACUCACCUGUGCUCGGAUUGGUGGAUGCCUGUCGCCAAUCAGCUUAGCCGUAAGGACUUUGUGGCCCCUUCGUCAAAUGACGAGAACAGUGCAGAGUCAGAAUCGGCAGCAGUUCUCAACAAAAUGAGUUCAAUCUCGCAGAUCAUCAUGUCUCUGCUCUCCUUCUCGGCCCUGAGCAACAACACGGCCCUCCUGUACCCCCUUCUGCCGGCACUCUGUCUGGUAGAUGGACUGGACCCAGAGCCAGACCACGUGAGGAUAGCUGUCAGUAAUGUGCAGAAGAUAGCAAUGGCGCCUCUCUUGCAGUCACACGCAUUUCAAGUCCUGAGGAAGAGUAUCGAAAAGAUGAGUGAAAGUGGUGUGGCGUGGCGCAGCAAACGACUCUGUCUCGUUUUCCUCCAACAGCUAGCUCUGUCAAACCUCUUUCUCAUUCUUAACCCAUCCAGUAUUAUUGCAUCGAGUGGUUCGUGCGUUAAAACAGUCACACAUACAACAGGAUCAGAUGGCGACACCCAAGGGGAGGGAAGAAGAGAGGAGGACCAGAAACAGUUUCUGAAAACGAUCCAAUCGGUCAUCAUAUCUCUACUCAAGGACGACAAAUUAGAGGUCAGAGAACUAGCAUCUAGUACACUUAGUGGAUAUAUUCACUGUGGACUCAUCACUAUAGACAAGAGUCUCCUCAAGAAGUUCGCAAAGCUCAGGGCUGCUUCCAAGCUCACGUCCAAACCAAUUUCCAAGUCUUCAGUGGUCACAGAUCCAGGAAUGAGUGGUAGCACAAGUACUAGUAGCAGUGCACUAAUAGAGCGACAUGCGGGCGUGUUGGGCCUGAAGGCUUGCAUCACAGCAUACCCCUACACAGUACCCGAGUGGAUGCCGGAAGUCCUGAUGGCACUGGCUGACCACGUCUGCGACCCAACUCCCAUCGAGGCCACAGUUCGAGAUACUCUGAUGGACUUCAAGCGGACUCAUCACGACAACUGGACUAGACACAAAGAGAGCUUCACUGAAGACCAGAUAAACACAUUGAACGACAUCCUAAUAUCACCCUCUUACUACGUCUGAAGAUAAUAGUGGGGAGAUAGAGAAAAAAAAUCAUAAGAAUAAAUAACAGAAACAUUAAUAAAUACUGACUUGAUUUUUCUUCGGAUAUCAGUAAAUAUCAAUAGACAAGAGCUAGUAUUGUUCUGGGCGUAAUAUUUAAUCAAUUGAAUUCAAAACAAUGAAAUUGGAAAAAAACUGUUCUUAUAAGCCAUCAAUUGCAUUUUAGUAUGCAGAAAUAAUCGAC